ACUUGUAUUUUAAUGCUUGCGAUGUGAUAUUAGUAAGCAACCCAAAGAGUAAUAAGAAGAAGGAGAGAAAUAGAAUAAAAUUAAUAAAUAAAAAUGGGAAUGGGUCACGAGUGGUUUGCAAUUUCUCUCAUUAUGAUUAUGAUCUCGGCCUUCAUUCCGACCCAAAUUCAGUCGCUCCGAUUCGACAUCGAAUCGGGUCAUACCAAAUGCAUAUACGAGGAAAUCAAGAGCGGCGCCAUGUCCGUCUGCAAGUACCACGUCGUCAACCCCAACGCUGGCGGCCCUUUGCCGGAAACCCAUAAUGUCACAGUUUGGGUGACGUCUCCAAAUGGGAAUAAUUAUAAGUAUGCAGAGAAAGUGGGGAAAGGGGAGUUUGUAUACGAGGCCUUAGAAGAAGCAGGGGAUUACGAGACUUGCUUCUUUGCUCCACGUCACCACCCACCUGUCACUUUGACCGUUGACUUCCAUUGGAAAUCUGGCGUCGUGGCCACCAAGGAUUGGACCAAUGUUGCAAAGAAAUACUCCAUUGAUGCUAUGGAAUUGGAGUUAAAGAAAAUGUAUGAAACUGUCAAUGCCAUCCAUGAUGAGAUGUCUUAUCUCCGCGAAAGAGAAGAAGAAAUGCAAGAACUUAACCGAGCAACCAACACCGAAAUGGGUUGGCUGAGCGGAGUGUCGUUUAUUUUGUGCCUCACAGUGGCCGGAAUCCAGUUUUUGUAUUUGAAAACCUUUUUCCAUAAGAAGAAGUUUUUCUAACCUUUUCUCCCUUUUGGAUCAAUGUAAAACACUCUCUUUGA
Molecule: messenger RNA, 794 nt
Organism: Cuscuta campestris
Lineage: Eukaryota; Viridiplantae; Streptophyta; Magnoliopsida; Solanales; Convolvulaceae
Source: the annotation of a GenBank genome assembly